This is a messenger RNA of Effrenium voratum, 2193 nucleotides long. NCBI's taxonomy places the organism in Eukaryota, Dinophyceae, Suessiales, Symbiodiniaceae. The record is from the annotation of a GenBank genome assembly.
GACAUAGUGUGUCUAUCAGAUUCAAUUUGGUCCUGAGCAAUGGGCGCUGGUGCCGCCGACAAGCAUGUUGAGCCUUCGCUCAUGAGUGUUUACCUGGCAGUCCUCCUGGACAAGAUGGGGGCCAUGAUGGUGCUGCCGUUGCUGCCCUUCAUUGCCAGAAAGAUGGACAGCUCGCCCUUUGCCGUGGGCUUGUUGCAGUCCUUGUACAGCUUGACGCAGGUUUUCGGCACGCUUCUGCUGGGCCUGAUGGCGGAUGUGCAUGGGAAGCGGAGGAUUCUGCUGCUGAGCUUGGUCAGCUCGUCCGUUGCCCUCCUUGCCUUUGGCCUGUCUGUUUCCAUGUGGCAGCUACUCCUUGCUCGAGCUUUUCACGGCUUUUUCUCUGGUACGGUCAGCAUUUGUCAGGCCAUUGUGUCAGAAGUCACGGCGCCGGAGGACCGCGUGGGCAAGAUGGCGCUCAUCAUGGCUGCUUACGGCGUAGGUGUGGUUCUGGGCCCCGGCUUGGCGGGCCUCAUUGCGCCCUAUGGCUCGUUGCCGGUGUGCGCAGUGGCGGCGCUUUGUGCCUUCGCAAACUUUUGCCUGGGCUUGGUCCAAAUCCCGGAGAUCAAGCCUUUGAAGGCAUGUGCAGAGACCAAGAAUGCAGAGGCGCCCCCAAGCAGCACCCUAGCGGGUUGCAGCCAACUACUGCGAUCCCUCCUGGCUGACUACGUCCUUGCUGCAGUUUGUUUCCUCACUUUUUGCGAGGAGCUCGCGGUGGGAAUCUUCAUGGGCGUGUCGGCCUUGUUCUUCCAGGACCGGUAUGGCAUCACCGCCGGCAAGCUGGGGCUGGUGUUCUGUGCUGCUGGCACAGUCAUGGUCAUCUUCCAGGGUUUUGUGGUCAGCAAGCUGGUUGCUGCCAUUGGCAGGCCCACAAGCAUCCUGCUCGGCUGGGUGACGCGACUAGCGAUCUUCGUGGCCUUGGCAUCUCUGCAGUUCGCUGCGAUGCCGUGGCUCUCUGCGGUCUGUGUCGUGGCAGGAGGGGCACUCAUUGACCCCAGUUGCGCCAGCCUCACCAGUGAUCGAGCUUCAGAGGGCACAAGUGGAAUCUACCUCGGUGUCUAUCAGGCUGCUGCUUCUGUGGGCGCCUUUGUGGGUCCCAUCAUCGGCGGCUUCUUGUAUUGCUACGAGAUCACUGCUCCAUACUGGAUGGCAGCGGCCGUGUCACUGUCAUGCCUGCCGGCAGUUCUUGCGCUCUUCAGGUCACCAGCUCCGGAACGACAUCCAGCAAAGGAGCCAUUUAUUAUUAGCGAGGUAUCUCCCCCCCUGGCACGUGCCAUCAACAGGGCGGCCACUGGUUUCAGGUGCUUGGCAGACACAGGCGCGUCAAUGUUUACGCUCCCCUUGCCAGAGCUGGCUGCCCGCACCAUCCUUCACAAGGAGCGGAUCUCGGAGGAGUGCAUUCCCAUGAGAAAGUCCAGGUCGGAGCUGCAUUCAGUGCAACCGCGGGCAGGACGCCUGUUUUCGCGUGUGCUGCUGCGGCAGUACUCCAUGAACGCCUGCGACAGGUCCAAGACCGAGGCCUUGCUGCUGAAGUGGUCCCAGUCCCACGAUGGUCGCGACUUCGCGGAGUUUUUGAUGGACUCGUCCAAGCAACUCAUAGGUUCGGGAUGGAUUCACAUGCUGAAUCUUCUCUUCGCGAAGAAGCUGGAGGAGCAGUUUCAAUCCGCGGGCGGGGACGAGUGCGAUUGGUACUGGAUCAACAUAGUAGUUGACUGCACGCUGGGGGUGGCAGUGACCUUCGUGCUGCUGCAGCUGUCCGCAAGGCUGAUUCAGAUGAUGAUUCCUGAUCAGGCCGACGACUUCAGGAGCGGAGAGUAUCGAAUAGACGGCCGCACGGAUGCUGGGAAGUACGCGAAGCAGCUGGCGGUGUGGUUAGUAAUAGUGAGCAGCAUGAAGGUGAUCAUGGUGGCCUUCAUGGCUGUGGGUCACAGCACGCUGCUGGUGCUCGCGAAGAUGGCCCUCGCGCCGUUUUCCGCCAGCCCUAAUCUGAAACUGCUGGUGGCAAUGAUUGCCACCCCCUUCUGCAUGAAUGCGAUGCAGUUCUGGAUCACGGACAGCUUCAUCAAGAAGAAAGGUGGGGGUGCAGAGGAAGAUGAAGAUGACAUAGAGCUGGACGAUCGUGGUGGUCGCACUAAGAUUGACCACGGAGAUUUAUGA